CUUAUACAACACAACACAAAUAGUACAUUUAAGCUUACAAGGAGCCUUAAGGAGCCUUCCGGCAAAUUGUGCUUAGAGGUUGAGGAAAGCUUUCCUCUUGCGCCUUGAAUAUAAAAUGCCUCCUCCUCCACCACCCCCACCGUCUGCGCCAAACUUUGAUAGCCCCGAGUAUGACGCUUCUCAACAAAAGCACCAGCCAGGGAACGCGGAACAAGCAGUCCAGGACUUGAUACGCGGCUGCUUCGACGAUGUAUUGCACAAACUUAGUCUUGCAGUGCACGAGCAGAAGGCACACACGCGACAGGCGGGAGAUGCGGUGGACUCAUGCCUCGCUACGUGCCUGGAGGUCAUCCAAAUGCAGUAUCCCGCUCGCGAGGACAACCCAGUAUCGGCGGUAUCUCUAGAACACAGCAGCUGGGAGCAGGAGCGCGCGCCGGACCCGUGCAGCCUGGACUCAUGGCUCCGCUCGGCGCUGCCGGAGGCCGCCCCGCCCGCAGCGAGCAGCAGCGAGCGCGACAGCUACAUCAUGCAGCAGUUCCUCAGCAAGGCGCCCUCCAUCCGCCGCUCCCUGUCGGGCCGCUCCGCCGGCUCAGGAGCCCUGGACGGCGAGGCGGGCGGCGAGGCCGGCGGCGGCGGCGGCAAGGCGGGCGGCGGCGGCGGCGGGCCCGGCACGCCUGAGCGGCACGCGCGCAUGUCGGGCAUGGGGCGCCUGGCGGGUGUGUCCACCCGCUCCAUGCUGCACGCGGGGGCCAGCAGGCGCCACGUGACCAAGCUGGACACCGCCAAGCGCCUCACAGCCGAGCAGGAGCAGCUGGAGGAGCAGCUGCGGGGGGAGCUGCAGCAGCGCAAGACGCAGGAGGAGAUGUCGCGGCGGCUGGAGGCCAAGGACGCAGAGGAGCGCUCCCGGCUGAGCAGCCUGCGCAAGGAGCUCAAGGGCAAGGACUACACAUACGACCACAAGGGUGAGGUGGUGAUCCUGAACGAGUUCGACCCGGACCGCACCCCGCUGGAGGCGCUGUCGGGGCCCGGCUUCAAGGUGGCGGGCCCGUCCGGCGACCUCGGCGACGCCAACCGCGCGCUGAGCCCCAAGCGCCGCGGCCAGUCCAUGCGGAGCCACAGCACGCGCAGCAUGGCGGCUGCGGAGGCGGCGGCGGCGGCGGCGGCGCGCGCCAACAACCAGAUGAGCCCCACCGAGAUGCGCCGGGAGCGGGACAGGCGGCUGGCCAGCGACUUCAAAAAGGUGCAGCCCAAGACGCAGCCCAGCGCCUUGGACACGCUCAUGCCGGCGGGGGGAGUCACGCUGCGGGGCGCCUUGGACACGCUCAUGCCGGCGGGGGGAGUCACGCUGCGGGGCUCCGGCGGCGCCACCAAGUCGGGUCCGGUGCGGCCGGCCCAGGGCGGUCUGACACGGGAGGCCUACGCCAAGGCGGUGGCCAAGAAGGCACACCAGGCGCAGGUGGCGGCGGCGGAGGGCGGCGGCGGCGCGCCUGGCACGCCCAUGUCGCCGCACCGCAUGCCGUCCAUGUUCGGCGGCACCGGCACACGCAGCGGCACCGGCACCGGCGACAUCCUCGCAGGCAGUCUGCGCGGCGCAGCCCUCGGCAGCCGCGGCGUCAGCGUCAGCGGCGCCGCCGCCAGCGCCGGCGGCGGCGUGGGCAGCGCGGCGGCGGCGGUGGCGGCGGCGCGCGCGGCGCUGGCGGAGGAGCGGGCGCGCGACCCGCUGGCCGCCUACGAAGACAUCAACUACGACCCGUUCUCGGGCGCGCGCGCCAAGGCCCGACCUCAGUCCAGCAUGGGCAAACCCAACACGCCCGACGUCAACAUCAGCCUCACAGGCGCCAACGACUGGGGUGCGCCCGGCAACGGCCGCAGCUACGAGGCGCCCCCCGCGCUGCCGCACGCCAAGCCCACAGACCGUCAGCUUGUGGAGACGGUGGGUCGCGGCGAGCGGCUGCCUCGCGAGCGCGCGCCGCUGCCCACGCUGGCUCCUCCGCUGAGCCCCAGCAAGGCCGGCGCCGCACGGAACACAGACCGCCUGCAGUUCACGUCCGUGCUGGCAGAGUAGUGGGGAGGAGGACGAGGAGGGGGGCUGGGGGUUAACUUUGAACCAAUCCCGUAAGGAAACAGUCGCGCUGCAAGGAGAAACUGCAGCCGCAUAUGCGAGCUGUGGUACAUCACAAGAGGUAGUCGGGCGGGCUGGGGGAAGGGGAGGGGGGAGGAGGAGCUGCGCAGUUCCCAUGCGUGCUGGCCGAGUAGGGGUGAUGAGGGGGCCUGGAGGGGUAGCGGGAGGGGUUAACUUUGAACCAAUCCUGUAAGGAAACAGUCGCGCUGCAGUGGGAGGGGGGUCAGCUGCUGUCUGUAAUGGAAGGCGUGGAUAUGUCACAAAUGCCGUGGGGAAGGGCGGAAGGGGGCUGGAGGCGGUGGAGCAGGAGGAGGAGGAGGAGGACGGGGGGAAGGAGGAGGCAUGCAUGUGGGUGCGGGUGCGGGGGGCGUCUGGUGGGGGGCGGUUCAGCAGUGCAUGGGGCAGGCGGCAUGGAUGCAUGGCGCGAAGUUCGUGAUGGUGAGAAUGUGUUGAUUGCGAGCAAUUAGCUGAGUUGUUGAGUCCCGACUUAGCUGAGUCCCGAUCAACAAGCUACGCCCGGCCCAGCCGUGCAUGUGGGUGCCGGCGACUGAGUGGCUGGAGGGCGUGUAAUGGUGCUGCCUUGUGUUGCCUGGUCAUCAGGCGUGUCGCCCUUCUGCCCACUUCACCUGGACUGUGGUGGCCCCCGGGUCCAGAUAGAGCAGCAACGUCAGCGGACGCGGAAGCAGGGAGGAGAGAGCGGUGUGAGAGAUGCUGUUUGUUUGUUUGCGUGGUGCCUACAGGUGCCUGCAGGCUGGAGGUGAGCAGCUGUCGUGGAUCCCGGAUUCCCGGAUCC
Chlamydomonas reinhardtii is the source of this 2915-nucleotide messenger RNA. RefSeq lists its product as uncharacterized. The coding region runs from base 116 to 2065 and encodes 649 amino acids. The record is from RefSeq and is a predicted model, not a curated record. NCBI's taxonomy places the organism in Eukaryota, Viridiplantae, Chlorophyta, Chlorophyceae, Chlamydomonadales, Chlamydomonadaceae. The transcript has 13 exons.